AAAAUAUUCAAUUGACCUUCACCCUUACAAGGCAACAAUAUGGCCACCGUUUGUCGGCUUUCAGCUAGACUGUUUAGGAAUUCUGCAGUUUUAAGACAAAGUAGACAAUGGCAGCAGACGGCCCUUUGCAGUGUUGUAGCAGGGAGCGCACAGCAUACGCUAAGCGUUCGGAAACGUAUCGAAAAUAUGAAAAAAGCAGCGCUUAUUGGAGGGGGUCAGAAGAGGAUUGACAAACAACACGCGAAGGGUAAGCUAACAGCAAGGGAGAGAGUGCACCUUCUGUUGGAUCCCGACUCAUUUGUAGAAUAUGAUAUGUACCUGGAACAUGACUGCACAGACUUUGGAAUGGAAGAUGAAAAGUACCCUGGUGAUAGUGUUGUCACAGGCAGAGGGACAAUUAAUGGAAGAGUUUGCUUUGUAUUCUCUCAGGAUUUCACAGUAUUUGGAGGGAGUUUGUCAGGUGCUCAUGCCAAAAAGAUUUGCAAGAUAAUGGACCAGGCCAUGUUAGUAGGAGCUCCCGUGAUUGGUCUGAAUGAUUCAGGUGGGGCCAGGAUUCAGGAGGGCGUGGAAUCUCUUGCUGGUUAUGCUGACAUAUUCCAGAGGAAUGUCAAUGCCUCCGGUGUUAUCCCACAGAUUUCUCUUAUCAUGGGACCUUGUGCAGGGGGCGCUGUGUACUCACCAGCUUUGACAGACUUCAUGUUUAUGGUCAAAGAUACAUCAUACCUGUUUAUCACUGGUCCAGAUGUCGUUAAGUCUGUUACCGGGGAAACUGUUACUCAAGAGGAGCUGGGAGGAGCUAAAACACACACGGUAACCUCAGGUGUGGCCCAUAAAGCCUUUGAGAAUGACGUGGAUGCCUUACUUCAGGUGCGAGAGUUCUUCAACUUCCUGCCACUCAGUAAUCAAGACCCUUCCCCCAUCAGAGAAUGCACUGAUCCAUGGAAUAGAGAUGUAGCAGGAUUAGACACAGUUGUUCCCCUUGAAACAACAGCAGCUUAUGACAUCAAAGAUGUAAUUACUGGGGUAGCGGAUGAUUCGGAGUUUUUUGAGAUUAUGCCAAUGUAUGCCAAGAACAUUGUGGUGGGAUUUACCAGAAUGAAUGGAAGGACAGUGGGCAUGGUGGGAAAUCAACCUAAAGUGGCAGCAGGUUGUUUGGACAUCAAUGCAUCAGUGAAGGGAGCCCGCUUUGUGAGAUUUUGUGAUGCAUUCAAUAUUCCCAUAGUGACGUUUGUGGAUGUACCAGGAUUUUUACCAGGAACUUCCCAGGAAUAUGGUGGAAUUAUCAGGCAUGGAGCCAAGCUUCUAUAUGCUUAUGCAGAGGCCACUGUACCAAAGAUAACAGUCAUCACCCGAAAGGCCUAUGGUGGAGCGUACGAUGUGAUGAGCUCUAAACACCUGAGGGGUGACACCAACUAUGCCUGGCCAACAGCAGAGGUUGCUGUGAUGGGGGCAAAGGGAGCUGUCUCCAUAAUAUUCCGAGGUAAAGAUCAGGAGAAGAAUGAGGCCGAGUAUGUAGAGAAGUUUGCCAAUCCUUUCCCGGCCUCUAAGAGAGGCUUUGUGGAUGACAUUAUUGAGCCCCGCACUACUAGGAGGCAGAUCUGUAGGGAUUUGGAUAUGCUUUCCAGUAAGAAACUGGCGAAUCCAUGGAAGAAACAUGCCAACAUGCCACUCUAAUCAACUCAUGGAGUCAGUUUGUUGUUGACUGGCCUCGAUACUGCUUCAGUGCAUACUCACUAUGGAUACCAUAGGCUUAUUGCUUGAUAUUAAUUUAUAUUCAUGCAUUUAGCAGAAACUCUAGGGAUUAAAAUCCUGAGUGACCGCGCUUUAAGGAUGGAUAUUUUGGAAUGAGAGUCUUUUACAAUAGCUUAGUUUGUGGUCCAUUGUUGUGGCAUUAUUGAUUAUUGUUGUGUGACAUAAUGUUGAGAGAACUGUUGUUUUGAUAUAUUUUCAUUAUUACGGUAUAAAAUAUUUAGGGGGUGUUUUUUUUUUAUGGUAUAUACAUGUAAUUGAAAUCAUUAAGUAUAUAACUCUAAUACGUUCAGGAAACGUUACUGAGAGAAUGAUCACAAAUGACUGAAACUGUUGAGUAAUUAUACACAUGUAUAUCUUUAUGUGCAUAUCUGAUAAAUUACUUAAAACAUACUUGUAAACUUUGACAAUGAAUAUUUCUUUAUGACAUACAUCCUCAAUGUAUAGAGCACUAGUACUUGACAUUUCAUGUAACUCCUAUACUCAUUGUUAUUACAAAUGGCAAUAAAUUUAUACCCCAUUGGGCCUUUUCUGACAUAGA
Messenger RNA from Ostrea edulis (European flat oyster), 2290 nucleotides. RefSeq names its product propionyl-CoA carboxylase beta chain, mitochondrial-like. Gene Ontology annotation, cellular component: mitochondrion. Gene Ontology annotation, molecular function: propionyl-CoA carboxylase activity. The coding region runs from base 40 to 1674 and encodes 544 amino acids. The record is from RefSeq and is a predicted model, not a curated record. The transcript is spliced from 17 exons. Lineage: Eukaryota; Metazoa; Mollusca; Bivalvia; Ostreida; Ostreidae.